This is a messenger RNA of Stomoxys calcitrans (stable fly), 2751 nucleotides long. RefSeq names its product acyl-CoA Delta-9 desaturase. The record is from RefSeq and is a predicted model, not a curated record. Bases 626 to 1915 code for a protein of 429 amino acids. Lineage: Eukaryota; Metazoa; Arthropoda; Insecta; Diptera; Muscidae. Gene Ontology annotation, molecular function: iron ion binding; stearoyl-CoA 9-desaturase activity. Gene Ontology annotation, cellular component: endoplasmic reticulum membrane. The transcript is spliced from 4 exons. Gene Ontology annotation, biological process: unsaturated fatty acid biosynthetic process.
GAGAUCUGGGCCUUUUGUCCGACGAUAGAAAUGAUUUUUAACAUCUUCAGCAACAUUCAUUUGUGCACGAAACGUCAAAGUGUAACGGUCGUUAGAUCAGCCCUCAGCGGAUGUUAAAUUUGAAGUGAUAAAAAACCAGAGAUUGGUUUUUAUGUAAUCGCCCUAAAUCCACCAUCAGCACGACAACAAAAAACCAACGGCCAAGUUUAAAUUACUUUGGAAGAAGAAAGAAAAGUCGAAAAGCACAAAAAAGAGAAAAACAAAAGUGAAGUUCAAGUGAAGAAAGUGAACCAAGGCAUACGCACAUGAGCACAAAACCCAAAACCCAAAAUCAACAAAAGCCAUUGUAAAACAAGCAAAGUAACGUAAAAAAGAAAGAGAAUUAAAGAGACGGAAACAUACAAAACGUCCAAACCAAUGUUAGUCCAUAGCAAUUGUAUUGACCAUUUUGCAUUUUGUAACUUUAUCCUUGGCUUUGCCACAAAUACUUGAUUUUGUGGAGAAUUACCACAAGCAAAGCUAAGCAAAAUUUAUUUUUGCCAACAGUUUUUCAUAUCAAUCAUAAAAAGUGUUAAAUUUUUCAAACAGCGGGUCAGUCGUCGUCAUCCUUAAUUGCCAUCUCAUAAUGGGUCAUUUAUCCAUGUCCGAUCGUAGUACCACCACCAGUGUGGAGACAUCCACCACACAGACGGAGCUUAAGAGCCGCCUCACGGCGAAUGGCAAAUCCACGAAUGGUGCUGCCAGCGGAUUCCCCACCAAAAAUGGCCAGCCUUUGGUUUCGGCCGUCGAUGGCGAAGUUAAGGUGAUCGAACAGAAACACCAUGUCGAUUUGGAACGAUACACCAAAAAUUUCAAAGGUGACACUGUUUUGGGCAUUAAAUUUCAAGCUCCCCUCAAGUGGGGCAAUAUCAUUAUGAUAACUGCGUUGCACAUCUUCUUCGUCUAUGCAUACGUAACGUAUCCCAUGAGGAGGCUGAAACUUUAUUCGGUGUUAUAUGCUUACAUCAUGGGUGGUGUUGUGGGUUUUGGUGUUACCGGUGGAGCCCAUCGUUAUUGGACACAUCGUUCAUUUAAGGCGAAUCUACCCAUGCGCAUAAUACUGAUGUUAUGUUUUACAGCGGCUGGACAGAACAGUCUAUACGAUUGGGUGCGAGAUCAUCGAGUGCAUCAUAAAUACUCCGAAACCGAUGCUGAUCCUCACAAUUCAAAUCGUGGCUUCUUCUUUGCCCACGUUGGCUGGCUGAUGAUGUAUAAGCAUCCUGAGGUACUAAAACGUGGUCGCCAAUUGGAUAUGAGUGACAUUUUGGCUGAUCCCGUGGUGCGUUUCCAUGAGAAAUAUUUCAUACCCUUGAAGAUGUUGUGCUGUUUUAUUAUUCCCACCGUCAUACCCGUCUACUUCUGGGGUGAGGAAUGGUAUUUGAGUUUUAUCAUGCAAUGUGUCUUCCGUUAUGUGUACUCCUUGAACUUUACCUGGUCGGUGAAUAGUGCUGCCCAUUUGUGGGGAACUCGUCCUUAUGAUAAACGCAUCAACCCCAGAGAAAAUAAAAUCGUCUCCUUUGUUGCCAUGGGUGAGGGAUGGCACAAUUAUCAUCAUGUCUUCCCUUGGGAUUACAAAGCAGCUGAAUUGGGCAAAUACUCCUUGAACUUUACCACCAUGAUCUUGGAUGGCUUUGCCAAAUUGGGUUGGUGUUGGGAUAGAAAACAACCUUCCAAGGAUUUGGUUCAACGUACUUUGGAUAAAUAUGGCGAUGGCACUCAUCCCUCGACUGCUGACUCCCAUCACGAUCACCAUCAUAUGCCUGAGGUUCCAGAUCCCGAGUACCCCUGUGAGGAUGAUGAUGCCGAGUCCUCAAGUACGGAAAGCACAAAGCUCGAUGAGAAUGAAAAUCAAUCGACAAAAUCUGUAUUAGCCUAAGCCUAUUUAUCUAACUAAUAAGUUAAACUAUUCUCUUAACUAUAUUCUCAAGAGCCAAACUCGAUUAUGGAAAAUUGACCAAGGGACCACUGGUAGAACAAAAGAAUAUUUAUUCCACUCCAACAGACAACGGGCCGUUAAACCAAGCAACCAUGGGACCUGAAGGCGAACUUAACUUUUGCCACACAAUCGGUUUUCGAUCUUUGAAUUAUGAUUUAACAACAACAACAAGAAUAAAGCACAAACGCUAUAAUUUAUAUUUAAAACAUGAAUAUCAGGGGUACUAUGAUACACACAAAGAAAAAAACCAACACAAAUCACAAAUACACUACACUACACUACACACCAACACAUGUACACAACACGUUAUGUCCUAGUUGUAAUCAUGGUGAGCACUUUUUGUUGUCACAUUCUCUGCUUAGAUGGCGAUAACAUAGGCGGCUAAGCAGAUCAAUCAGAUUUAGCACUAAACUCUAGUACUUAAAAUAAACUUUUUUUCUUAUUUUUAUUUACUUUUACCCAAUUGCGAUGUCAACAUCGUAAUUUCGCUCUCUAGUUUAUAAGUUAUGAUAUGCAAAAUGAAGCUGAAAACCGAAGUAGAACAAAAAAAAAAAAAAAACAACAACAACUAAAACUUUUAAGUUUCUCAAUUUUUUUCGAAUUUAUGGUAUAUGGUGUAAUUUUCUUAUAACCAAGCUUAAAGUAAUCCAUCGCCCCUUCAACUUUGUAUUAGCCCAUACACAGGUUACAGUUUAUCCAUCUUAAGAGACCAUGUUGAAAUGUACCAAGAAAGAAAUUAGAAAUGUGAGUUUGAAAAUAUUUAAAAAAAACCAAAA